UUACUUCCGGUUUCGAGAGGGCAACGCGUUGCAGGCAGUGGAAGAACAGCUUGGUAUACUCAUAGUGGAGCUCCUGACUCAGAACUAUCUCAGGAAUGUCUGAAGAAGAACCUGUUAAUAAAAGACAUAAAGGGGAUGGAGACUCUGCCCUGGCAGGUGCAGUAGAAGGGAUGCUGAGGGGGCCCGUGAUAAGGAUGGACAGAGAGAGGAGACAGGAGGCCCCCAGGGUCGGCCCCGACUGUGUCCCCACCGGUGACGGGAACUCUGCUCUAGCUGCAGCUGUGGAGGGGAUGCUGAGGGGGCCGACUGUGCAGCUGGAGGAACAGAGGAGGGUGGAGGCACCUGUGGUGGGGCCCGGGGGGAUCCCACCUAAGGAGGUGUGUUGGGGGCCAGGACAUGCAGAAAAGGUUGUGACUGACUCGUCCCAAGAGGGCCAAGAUGAACCGGAUGCACCAAUCUACAGUAUAGCAGUGAGAAGAGCCCCGCCCCAGGCAGAACUUGUGCAGGAUCUCCCCAGUUAUAAAAUGAACCAUCCCCAGAGGGGGCUGUGCCUGGUGUUUGAUAAUGAAGAGUUCCACUGGACGACCAAGAUGAACCGGCGCCGUGGCUCCCACGUGGACGCUGGGAAUCUGAAGGCCCUGUUCGAGGGUCUGGGCUUCUCUGUGGAGGUUCUGAAGGACAAGGAGAUCACUGAAAUCAGACAGAUCCUCCACUCAGCCGCCCUGAAGUACGACCACAGCCAGUCGGACUGUUUUGUGUGUGUGUUUCUGAGUCACGGGGAGGAUGGCAUGAUCUACGGGUACAACGGCACAGUGCCGAUCAAGGAGCUGACGGACAUGUUCCGAGCUGACAGGUGCACAUCACUCAAGGGGAAACCUAAACUCUUCUUCAUUCAGGCAUGUCGGGGAGCCAAGCAUGAGAUUCCUGUAGAGCCGUUAGAUGAGCCGGAUGGUCUGGAGGGAAGCGGGGAGGCGGAACCCAUGGACGUGGUGGACGCUGGUGUGAGACCCACCCUGCCGGCGGGAGCUGACUUCCUCAUGGCCUACUCAGUGUCUGAAGGGUUUUACUCCCACCGCGACACCGUGAACGGUUCCUGGUAUGUCCAGGACCUGUGUGCAGCGCUGAAGCAGCACGGGACCAACAUGGAGGUCCACCAGAUCCUGGCACUGGUCAACCGCAUGGUGUCGUGCCGAGAGGUGGAGCGCACCACGGACCAGAGGUCACUCGGCAUGAAACAGAUGCCCUGCUUCCUGUCGAUGCUCACUAAAAGACUGGUUUUCACUCCCAAAAACUGAACAGAUCAGCAACACUGAAGAUACUAACUCCUUUGUUAAGGAACAUUAUUUUCUGUACCUUUAUAUAUCUGCAGAGUAUCUGUGUGAGUGCAGGAUUGACCACUAACUACCGAACAUGAGGUUGUGAGGAAAGUUGGCACCAAAUUAUUUGAAAGUGUCAGUGAGAGCAGACAAUUUGUACUUAAGAUUCUUUUACACAUACAAGUUAUUACAUCACAUGAAUUUGCACUAAGGAAACGAUUAACAAGAAUAUAUGGAGGAUGACUGAAAACAAAUUUUUAAGAAAAUGAAGUUUACAGAGCAAGAUACAAGAUACAAAUAAAUUGUGCACUUAAAAAUGUCACACAAAAUCCAGUUUACUUCUGUGUGAUUAAACAUUCCAGAACUGUUGUCAAACUGCUCCAAAGAGCGCGGAUAAGAACUAUCAAUGUCACGGGAUGUCGUGCCUCAAUGAAUUUUGCUAGAUUAGCAGUCACAUUUCUAUAUUUGUGUGGGACUCUAAAAACCUUUAGUCUUAUAGACUAUUGCAUUUAGAAAGGUUGGGAAGCCCAGAGAAUAUUUCAAGAUGGUGGGAGUCAACAUGAUGAUUGAAAUGUCAUCACUGUUCCCCCUAGAAUUUAGAAAAUGGAAGAAUUCCAAUGAAGAGCUGUUCUGAAGUUUUCUGUAUUGUUAGAAGAGAAGAUGAAAUUUGGUUUGUCGUGAUGUAAACUGAUAUGUUAUGUCAAAAUCUGAUCUUAAUACCAAGUUAUAACUGGCCUUGACUUAAGGGCAUACUAAGGAUUGAAUAAUGAAAUGCAUGAUGUAUUACCACUGAAGCCAAGUUAUGAUGUCAAAGGUUAGAUAAAACUUCUCAUUUCAACAUAUUGAAAUUGAAUACGCUGUAAAAACCACUUAAGAGAUCAAAAAUGUACUAUUUAAAAACUGUAUUUUGAGUGAACCAAAAGCUUCUUGAUGACAUUAUUUCUGGCUAGUGAGCCGUACAAUAUAUUAUUCAUAGUCUUUUAGAUCGUCUAUAUAAGAACAGCAAAAGGAGCUGCUUAGCACUACUACACUAUACUCUAUGCACUACUGUAUGUAGAUUUUUUAGUCUUCAAAGAAUGGAGAAGGGUUUCAAUAUAUAACAUUCCAAUAAAUCCAUUUAUCCCCAAUA
Branchiostoma floridae (Florida lancelet) is the source of this 2445-nucleotide messenger RNA. RefSeq names its product caspase-6-like. The record is from RefSeq and is a predicted model, not a curated record. Gene Ontology annotation, cellular component: cytoplasm. The coding region runs from base 96 to 1295 and encodes 399 amino acids. Gene Ontology annotation, biological process: apoptotic process; proteolysis. NCBI's taxonomy places the organism in Eukaryota, Metazoa, Chordata, Leptocardii, Amphioxiformes, Branchiostomatidae. The transcript is spliced from 8 exons.